UCCAUCUCUCUUCCUCCUCUGUUCUUCCCCAAGUCAAACUCUCACCUUUCUUCCUCAGAGCUCUGCAAUAAUGGCACCAGGCACCGCUCAGAUCUCUCUCUACCUUCUCCUCCUAAUCCUUUUCUCAAAAACCGAUCUAACUCUAUCCCUCAGAUACCUCAAACCCAAUCCUGACGGUCCAUCCAACACCUCCGUAUCAAUCGCAGACGUCCACGACCUCCUCCCCAAGUACGGCCUCCCAAAGGGUCUCUUACCCGACAACGUAGAAUCCUACACUCUCGCAGAAGAUGGAAGCUUCGAGAUCUUCCUCGGAAGCCCGUGUUACGUGCACUUUGAUCAGUUGGUUUACUACAACAAGCAUAUUAAAGGGAAGCUGAGUUAUGGGGCAGUUUCUGAUGUGUCUGGGAUUCAAGCCAAGAAGCUUUUUAUUUGGGUUUCUGUUACCGGGAUUCACCGUGACAAAGGAUCGGAUUCCGUUGAGUUUUACGUUGGUGCCUUGUCGGAGAAGCUGCCGGCGAAACAGUUUGAAGAUAUUCCUGAUUGUAAGAACAAGGCUUGCCAUGGUGUCGGAAGUGGUUCUGUUGAGUCAAUCUGAGGUAGAAAAAGUACAAUGCAAUCACUGCAUGGAAGAAGGAAACCAUCUGCAGAUCUUUCCCUCGAUCUCAUGCAGUCAUCUGUAUGCUUGAACAAAGUGGCCAGUAGAAGCAAAUAAAUGUGCAUAUGAAUUCUUCUUAGUAGAGAGAGAGCGCGCGAGAGAGGGGUUAUUCUUGUGUAAACCUUGUGAUUAAUGAGUAUAUAUAUAAAUUUCAUGCUUGUCAAUAAAUUAUUUGGUGGA
This is a messenger RNA of Malus domestica (apple), 835 nucleotides long. The record is from RefSeq and is a predicted model, not a curated record. NCBI's taxonomy places the organism in Eukaryota, Viridiplantae, Streptophyta, Magnoliopsida, Rosales, Rosaceae.